Molecule: messenger RNA, 1444 nt
Organism: Hordeum vulgare subsp. vulgare (domesticated barley)
Lineage: Eukaryota; Viridiplantae; Streptophyta; Magnoliopsida; Poales; Poaceae
Product: TATA-box-binding protein 2-like
Exons: 4
Coding region: 884-1162 (92 amino acids)
Biological process (GO): DNA-templated transcription initiation
Molecular function (GO): RNA polymerase II general transcription initiation factor activity; DNA binding
Source: RefSeq, a predicted model, not a curated record
AAGUAACAAAAAGAAAAAGCUUAUUCUCAGCAGCACAGCCGCCGCCGCCGCUUCCGUCCACGGCGCCGCUACGCCUCCUCCUAUUCCCGUCCCGCCAUCCCUCCUCCACACCACGGCGAAGACCGUCCCCUCCACCUUCCCUUCCCUCCAAGGCGUCGCCCGUCCACCCUCUCCACGCUACGGCGUCGCCGUCGUCCUCUCCCCGACAAUCGCUGGCGCCGCUACGUCGGCACCGAGCCCGCGUGCGAGCCAUUCUGGCAUUCCGGGCAGCCGGAUCUGGCCGGGAGGUGCAGAAGGGCUCGCCACUCUCCGUACGUUCUGGCCACGAAGCUGGUCCGUCCGGAUGUGGGUGGGACGACCUCAGGCACAGCGGUGUGGCGCGGCGAGGAGGAGGGACGGCGCCCUCGUCGUCGGGCCCGCACUUCUACCCCAGCUGAUCUGCACCGAGCAUAGUCGCGCUGCGGCGCCGUCGAUCUCCAUGACGAGGUAAGGCGAGGCCGAUUCCUGGUGCCAAGGAGUGCACACAGUCGCGCCGAGGGCGACCACCACGGCGACGCGACCUGCUUCUCACCGUAGAGCUGCCACCUUCUCCGAGUACGGAAGGCACGUGAUGAUUUACGCCACUGAUUCUCAGGUUUGCCCUGCCCGCCUGGUUAUGUAUAUAUGUGCAAACACAAAUAUCCUUUUUAUGGAAGUAGAUGCUCUGUUCAAAUACUUGAUAUCUUUAGCACAUGCCAGUUGGUUUAGAGGUUCAAAUGCAAUUAGUAUUUCCAAUCCUUAUUUGUUGUGCCAUUAAUGUUUUCUUAAUUUUGGACACGCAGCUGGAUUUUGGUAUGACUCGGAAUCAGUAUUUACAACUCCAAGGACAGAAUAUAUAGUGCAGAUGCAGAAAGUGGCGAGGCUUCACCAAAAAACAUUGAAAAAUCUCACACGCCUGACUCAAACGUUUGUUGCAGUUAUCACGCGGAUUAGAGAACCAAAAGCUACCACAUUGAUAUUUGCUUCAGGAAAAAUGGACUUCAAGAUCCAGAAUGUUGUUGCCUCUUGUGAUGUCAAAUUCCCUAUCAGGCUUGAGGGCCUCGCAUAUUCUCAUGGCGCUUUCUCACGUAACAUAAUAAUUGGAGUAAAGAUAGGGGCAAGACCGUAUUCUUUGAAAGUGUAGCCGCCCGUGACAGCUGAAGCUGAGGUAGCUAGAUCUGGACGAACCAUUGCAAUGGAUUCAUCGCACGGGGUGUUCCGCAUAGCCUUCUCCUGCUGUCUGUGUUGAACACUCCUCUAAAACUUUAGCUUACGUGUUAACCUAUCUCGGUGUUCCCGCAUCUGUCCGUUUAUGUGUACGUUCUUCGUAUUGUAAGCUGCUUGUCGCUGUGUGUUUAUAUGAUCCAUUUGGUCUUGGGAUAAGACAUCACCGAAGAUUGUUUCCUUAUUUAUCUUCUUCUGAUAA